GCGUAAUUAUCGACAACGAAUUUGCAUAAGAAUUUCAUGGAAAAGAAAAAAUGAGAUAGAGAUCUGAUAAGCCACCGUUUUAGACUCCUACUAAGACAAAACAGAUGAUGCGUCUUAACUAAGCCAAGUCCAACCCACACACAUCUUUUCCUCAAAAACCCUAGAUCUCUCCUGCUUUAAGGAAACUUCCCUUAAUCUAUACAUCACUUAACACUUUUGCUCACUCAGCUUCACCGUGAAGACGUGAUUACUGGUUUGAGCGUUUCGACCCAGAUCUACACUCUUCCCUCCCCCCCCCCUCAUAAAACCUUCACAUUCAUGAUCUGCUAAAAAGAGGAAACUCAGAACCCUAAGAUCGUUGCUACUUGUUGUUGCCCACCAACCAAUGGCAAUGCCACCUGGAAACGUUGCUCCUCCUCCUCCGUCUGAUAAACUCCAGUUUCCACCCCCCGCCGUCGCCGCCGGAAGCUGGAUCCCCGACGAGAGAGACGUGUAUAUCUCCUGGAUGCGCGGGGAGUUCGCCGCAGCCAACGCGAUCAUCGACAGGCUCUGCCACCAUCUACAAGCCAUCGGUGAUCAGAACCAGUACGAAGCCGCCAUCUCGGCCAUCAGGAACCGUCAGUCGAACUGGUCUCAAGCUAUCUACAUGCAGCCUUAUUACACGAUCGGUGAUGUUCACAGCGCUCUUCAGCACGCUGCUUGGGGGUGGAAACUGAAAACGCCUCAACAGCAGCAGCAACCUCAAAGGCAUUACAAUGGUGCUGCUGAUCAGACUGUGAAGUUUGGAGGGAAGAGAUCAGGUUAUGGAUUUAACAAGCAUCAUCAUGGUGGUGGUGGUAACAGAGGAGCUGAAUCUAUGGCGAGAAACGGUGGGAAUCAGUUGAAUUCGGAUUCCCACAACAACGUUGAAGCUAAGCUAGCGAGUGAUGUUAAGGGAUUGUCUAUUGAUGAGGAGGAGAAGAGAGAUGGUAGCGAGAAACCAAAGGGUGAUCGUAAAGAUUUGGAAGAACCUGAGUCUACUGGUGGUGCUGAAACACAAGCGGAGAUAGUGAACCAUGAUUGUAACUCUGCUUCUAAAGAUCAAAAUAAUCUCAGUUGUUCUGAGGUAAAGCAGGACGAGAAAGAUAAAGAGUGUACUGCAAGCAUGGCAAAGACUUUUGUUGUGGAAGAGAUGUAUGAAGCAAAAGUGGUUAAUGUUGUCGAAGGACUGAAGCUAUAUGAGAAUAUGGUUGAGGCAAAUGAAGUUUCUCAACUCGUUUCUAUUGUAAACAAUCUGAAAACCGCUGGAAGAAGAGGUCAACUUCAAAUUGAGGCAUAUGUGGGUUAUAAACGGCCAAAUAGAGGACAUGGACGUGAGAUGAUACAACUCGGUCUCCCAAUAGCUGAUUUCAUGCCUGAUGAUGAGAGUUUCAAAGGUCGACGAAUAGAGCCAAUCCCGUCGUUUCUUUCAGACAUCAUUGAACGGUUGGUCACAAAACAAAUCAUACCUGUGAAACCAGACGCAUGCAUCAUCGACUUCUUCAACGAGGGAGAUCACUCGCAGCCUCAUAUGUUAGCUCCAUGGUUUGGAAGACCAGUUGGGAUAUUGUCCUUGUCGGAAUGCGAUUUCACAUUUGGAAGAGUCAUUGUCUCUGAUCAUCCCGGCGACUACAAGGGCUCUCUCAAGCUUUCUCUCACUCCCGGAUCGGUUCUUCUGGUGGAAGGCAAAUCAGCAGAUCUUGCUAAGUUUGCAAUUCACUCGAUCCCAAAGCAGAGGAUUCUCAUCACCUUCACCAAAUCUCAGUCGAGAAACUCCCUAACCGGUCCUAACUGGGCUCCACCGCCUAGCAGAUCUCCUCCGACUCAACAACACAACCGUCACCCACACAAACAUUACCACCCUGUUAACCCGACCACAGGUGUCUUCCCACCAAACGGAGCUGUUCAACCGAUUUUCAUAUCCCCUUCUCCUCCGCUUCCCCCUCAAAUGCCGUUCCCAGGUGGUGUGAUACCGAGGGCAACAACGGUCUGGCCUCAUCCACAACACCAGCCUCCGCCACAGCCUAGACUGCCUAUCCCUGGCACCGGUGUGUUCCUCCCACCAGGUUCAGCACAAGAACGGGUUUUACAAAGCUCCACAGAGAAAUUUAACGGAAGCAACGCUGCAGUAGGAAAGUUGGAAAUCAAGACGAAAGAAGAAUCCGUUAGCAGAGUCGCUGCAGAAGAGGAAGGCGAUGGCAAUAGCGGUAGCGGUGACGGUAAACAGAGCAAUUAGCUAAAGAAGAGAAGAUACGUAGACAAACGACUCGGGAGAUGAAUUCUUGAAGCUGUAGUUCUUAGAACUGUCGAAAGAGCGGCGAGAGUUCCUUUUUGCCACUUCAGACAUUUUAGGAGAGACGACCAAAAUGUACCCGUUUUUGACGUUUUACACUCUCUAGAAUCAUUUUAUCUAUUAACUAGAUUUUGACCCGCCCUUAGAAGGGCGGGUAUAUUUUUUGUUUUACAUUUUUUUAUAAAUUUAAUUUUUAUAUUUAUGUUUUUAUUUACGUUUUUUUUUCAUUAUAUAAUAUCAAUAUACUAAAAUAGGAAUAUGACCUAUUGAUA
Messenger RNA from Raphanus sativus (radish), 2583 nucleotides. RefSeq names its product RNA demethylase ALKBH10B. The transcript is spliced from 9 exons. Gene Ontology annotation, biological process: mRNA catabolic process. Gene Ontology annotation, molecular function: mRNA binding; demethylase activity. The record is from RefSeq and is a predicted model, not a curated record. Lineage: Eukaryota; Viridiplantae; Streptophyta; Magnoliopsida; Brassicales; Brassicaceae. The coding region runs from base 386 to 2254 and encodes 622 amino acids.